AUGAUCAUUAACAAUGGUUCUUCAGAUUCACCAGCGCCAUACUCUCCAACAACAAUUGAUCUAAUUGAUGAUGAUGAUGAUGAUACUCCUUCGCCAACAUCUUCCAUCUCAGAACCUCCACAAAAAUUAUCAAGGUUGGAUAACUGUGUACCUGCAUCAAAUUCAUGUAUUAAUAAUAAUGAUAAACUCCCCUUCUCCACAUCGUUUCAUCAAGAAACAAGACAAUCUAGUCAAGUUGUAACUGUAGCUACACGAUAUGGUCCUCAUGGGAUUGAGACAAUGAGUCAUAUGGCCAGUGCACAUAUUGUACAUCGUUAUCCUGUAACCACAACAUUAAUAACAAAUAAAGCAUCUACUCGACAUUAUACUAGUAAUUGUUUAUCAAUGACACGUAUAGGUUCUCAUCAAUCUUCAUUGAGACAUUUCACAUCUAUUAAUAAUAAUAAUAAUAAUCCACCGACUAUUGUCAAAAUUAUACGCACUGAUUUCCCUGUACCACCUAAUUCAUCACCAUUAUCAUCAACAAAUCCUAUGAGUAAUGCUAUAGUCCCUGUGACUGUAUCCAAUACUUGUGAAAAUGAAACUAUAGAACUUGAUUAA
This is a messenger RNA of Heterobilharzia americana, 600 nucleotides long. The record is from the annotation of a GenBank genome assembly. NCBI's taxonomy places the organism in Eukaryota, Metazoa, Platyhelminthes, Trematoda, Strigeidida, Schistosomatidae.